This is a messenger RNA of Paraphaeosphaeria sporulosa, 3866 nucleotides long. RefSeq lists its product as uncharacterized. The coding region runs from base 201 to 3866 and encodes 1221 amino acids. The record is from RefSeq and is a predicted model, not a curated record. Gene Ontology annotation, molecular function: protein binding; sequence-specific DNA binding; DNA-binding transcription factor activity. Gene Ontology annotation, cellular component: nucleus. Gene Ontology annotation, biological process: regulation of ribosomal protein gene transcription by RNA polymerase II. The transcript has 3 exons. NCBI's taxonomy places the organism in Eukaryota, Fungi, Ascomycota, Dothideomycetes, Pleosporales, Didymosphaeriaceae.
AGAAGCCGCUGGCGACGCCAGACAACAGCUCCUCGCCUCUCUCACCGCCGCAAAGCGAGGACCCCCCGUUUCCCGAGCGGCCGCAUUCCGAGCUGUUUCACGCACGCACUCUUCUCGAACCCCAAGCCUUCGUCCCCAACCGCUCCGUGGACCUCUCCUCCGUCGACCUCGCAGGCCCCUCCAGCCAUGUCGCCGGCAGCAUGCUUGUGAACCCCGGCGACGCGCCCCCCGCCGAUGCGCUCGCUGCUCACAAUGUCGCCGCCGAGCCCGCCCCGAUCGCACCUUCCACCUCCACCGCCAGCAUGGACGUCGCCGUCGCAAGCGCGCCCGAUGCGCCACCCAGCGCGCCUGCCUCGAUGCCCCCUCCGCUGCUCGACAAGGCCGCCGAUGCGCUGCCCGUCGCUUCCGCCGACCUGAACGGCCAGGCCAUGGCCGCCUCGGACGCGCCGUUCCCCAGCCUCGAUGCCCCCAUCUCCCUCACCGCCGACAUGUCCAUGGGCCCGCUGCCCAUGGGCCCCGAAUACCCCAUGAUGGACGCCGACCUGCCCUUCAACAACGGCUAUGCGAGCGUCGCGCCCGCCGAGCAGCGCCUCAGCGCCUUUGCGCGCCUGCGCUUCGACGACGGCUCCUACUACAUGCACACGUACCAGAUCAUCCUUGGCCGCAAUGUGCAGCUCGCCCACAAGGACAUGCGCCGCCUGGCCAAGGUCGAGCAGCUCAAGGCCAAGGGCGAGAAGCAGCGCGCCCAGGCCCUGCUCAACGGCGGCCGGAAGCGGAAGCUCAAAAGCGCGCGCAGCGUCAUCAGCGAGGCCGGAGGCAUCGUCACUGCGCCCAUCGAAAUGAUGCCCGUGGACUAUCAGCAGCGCUGCCAGAGCGUCGCCUCGCAGUCGCACAGCUCAGGCUCGCACGCCCAAGCCGCCGAGUCGAAUCACAACGUCGACCAUGCGCCCCAGGAGAUGCUCAUGCAAGCGCUGCCCGAAGUACCCUAUCAAAUUGACCAGCAGGUACCCGAAGACCCCAACGAUUGCCCGCUAGUACCCAUACACCCGCAACAUAUCACCGAUCGUACUGGGUUGAAGGGUCCCAAGGGCAUCAGUCGUCAGCAUGCUAAAAUCUACUACGACUUCGACUCUGGCAACUUCUGCCUCGCCGUCAUGGGCUCCAACGGCUUGUAUCACGAAGACAGGUUUCUGGCCAAGGGUGCCAACGUAGAGUUGAGCCACGGCGAUACCAUCAUCAUUGGCAUGGUCGAAAUGACUUUCUUCCUGCCCGACAUCGCUCUCACAGAAGAACAACGCAACCGCCAAGAGUCUGGUUCGCAGUCACGGCCCAUGAGCUUCAGUUUCGAGAACGGCCGCGGAGAGAGCGAGGACGUGGACGAUUCUGGCAGCGAGGAUCAGAGUGUCAAUCCUCGCCACGUCUACCACUACCCGGUCGGCAGCGAGUUUGAGUCGGACGACGACCUGCUUAUCGAUGAAGAUAUGGACGAUCUUGAUGAUGAAGCGUAUAGUCCGGUACCCCAGCCGAAGCCCAAUCUCAAGAUCAAACUCAAGAAGAAGAAACAUCGCCCCGAAAAGCAUUCCAAGGGACACAAACGCAAGGCCAUCAGGGAACCAAGUCCUGAAGAACCUCCUUUCAAGAAGCACAAGAUCAAGAUCAAGGAGAAGCAUGUGCACAAGGAGCCACCCAAAGAAAAGGAGGUGGAGAAAGAGAAACCAAAAGAGAAGGAGAAGGCAAAGGCCAACAAGGCGCCCACAAAAGCUCCUACCAAGGCACCUGCAAAGGCUCCCGCGAAAGAACAAACUCCAGCGACUCCAAAAGAGGAGCCCAAAGAUGACGUUUCGCUCAAGGACACGAUCGAAGCAACUGAGAAGCCCAAGUCAGAAAGCCCAGUCAUCAUACGCAGGCCACAACCAGGGGUCAAUAUCGAGGAUCUUGAUCCUGACGGUCUCAUCACACCUGAAAUGUGUGCUCAAUAUGGUCUGCCUCACAGUCUCAUCGGGCAAUACGUGGGCAAGAGAAAAGGACCUGGACGGCCUCCCAAAGACGGCGUCAUGUCGAAACGGCAAAGAUCCCAGCUCAUCAAGCAAGGGAAGGAGAUCGAGAAAGCUAGAGCGGCGGGUAUUGACCCUGCCGAUCUUCCUCAGCCGAUAGUUAAGCCCAAAGUCGCGCGCCGCAAAGAAUCGAACGCUGGAGAGGAUGACGAGAUUCGCGAAUCGACCGAGAAGGGCGACGGAACGGUUAUGUUGGGCGGAGAGAAGAAAACCAACAAACCUGCCAAACCCACUCGCACACCUUCGCCUGAGAUGCGCAUCGAGGAUUACACCGAAGAGCAGCUUCAAAGGCCUACUUCGAAUUAUGUGGUUUUGAUUCACGAAGCAAUCUCCUCAGCACCCAGUGGCCAGAUGAACCUCCAACAGAUCUAUAACUACAUCGAGAAAAACUACCCUUGGUACAAAUUCAAAACUACAACAAGCGGUUGGCAAUCCAGUGUGCGUCACAAUCUUGGUCAGCACGAUGCGUUUGUCAAAGGUGACAAGGAGGGCAAGGGAUACAUGUGGCGCAUCAAUUCCAAUGUUUCUAUCGAGAAGGAACGUAGGAAGAGACAAGUCAGCCCACCGCAGGUCAACGCGCAGAGGCCAACGUACUACCCGCCGCCGACCGGAUACUCUCCGUACGGACAGCCGGGCUAUUAUCCCGGCAUGCCACCGCAAGGUAUGCCGCCAAAUGGCCCACCUCGACCUCCGCCGGUUGAAGCGGCACAGCCCCGCUUACCGCCUACCGCCCCAGCUCCGUCACCUUAUGCAUCACCAUGGGCUGGAGGGGCCGCGGGCGGAAAUCCAUCGAACUCACAUCCGCCGCAGCCCUAUCCUCCGAGCGCCCACGCACCUUCUGCCAAUCCCGGAGCACCGAGCGGCCAAUAUGGGGUCCUCUUCCCCACGAGCGCGCCUCCCAGUUCUGGCUCGCCUUACACAUCUGCUCCGACCUAUACGUCACCUUUCGCGACGGCCGGCCAGAGUCCGUAUGGUAUGCCAAAUGGAGCGUCACCGUACACACCCUACCCACCGGCCGGACAACCACCGAAAACUACACCGACGCCAACACCCACGCCGACAUCCGGACAGGCGCCAGGCAAUCAGGCUCCCCAGCGUCCUGAAUCAAGUGCCCCGCACCCAUCUGGGCGCUAUCCAGCAUCUACGAACCCGGAUCUGAUUCGCCAGUUGGAAGCUUUCAGGACAGUCUACUUGCACACCAGGAUCGAGCCUGGGGAGGACAAGAAAGCCGACAACGCUAUCCGCGCCUUCGUGACACCUGAGUUGGAAUCCAGCUUGACUCAAGCAGAAGCUGCGCUCCUUGACUCAAUCAAGACUAUACCAAUGCUCGAACAGCUUCGCGGGGGUGCUCGUCCGCCCAUCAAGCCAGAUGAGAGCACGCAGCCAAUUGAAUUCAAGACGCCCGUUGAAGCACUUGCAAGCAUACCUUCUGCUCCCACAACCACAGCCGCGAUAGCUGCAGCCGAUGCAGCCGCAAACACAGCGCCGAAUCACCCUGCUCCUGUGGCCGAGUCUAGCCAGCCGCAAAGGUUUGUACCGCCGAUGACUGCGACGCCUCAACCGAGUGCGACCCCUGCUCCUGCUCCGACAGCACCUCCUGCCGUUCCUGCCAUCGCCAACGUGCAAGCGCAGCGCCCAAGUGUCGAACCGAUCACACCGGUGCCUGGAUCGCCUGCUGUGCGGAACGGAACACCGGUGACGCGCCCUGUUCAAGACGCAGCGCCUUCCGCUCCUCCAGAUGCUGGUAGCGGGGCGGAAGAGAAGGCUCCCAAAGCGGAGAUCCCAGCUCCGCCUGUCAACGAGUCGACGUAG